AAUUUUGGAAGGAAACCAAAUAAAGAUACUCCACCCUUUGGCGUUCCACGGACUGAGAGCUCUGCCUACGCUAGACCUGAAUAACCAGAAGCUAGAACACGUAGCUCCGCGUGCCUUUUACGGACUCAGAAGCCUAACAAUGUUAUUUAUUUCGGGGAACCAGCUGAAGUCCCUCGAUGAUGCCGUUUUCUCUGGCUUGAAAGAACUGCAGAUAUUGUAA
Messenger RNA from Penaeus monodon (black tiger shrimp), 220 nucleotides. RefSeq names its product leucine-rich repeat transmembrane neuronal protein 4-like. The record is from RefSeq and is a predicted model, not a curated record. Gene Ontology annotation, molecular function: protein binding. Lineage: Eukaryota; Metazoa; Arthropoda; Malacostraca; Decapoda; Penaeidae.